Molecule: messenger RNA, 696 nt
Organism: Paralichthys olivaceus (Japanese flounder)
Lineage: Eukaryota; Metazoa; Chordata; Actinopteri; Pleuronectiformes; Paralichthyidae
Gene: micos10
Product: mitochondrial contact site and cristae organizing system subunit 10
Cellular component (GO): mitochondrial inner membrane; mitochondrion; MICOS complex
Source: RefSeq, a predicted model, not a curated record
UGCGUUCACGUGCAAAGCAUCAGACGGGCUUUUCGUCUGUUCGGGAAUUGUCUCGUUUACUUCAUCAACAGCAUUUAUUAUACUGGGUUACACGUUUAAAAAGCGUAACCCCCUAAAGAACCCCUCUCCUCCUCCUUCUUCUUCUUCUUCUUCGUCUCCACUCGUUUGUUCCCGCGCACCGAGCCCAGCAGUUUGUGUCCGGCAGGCCGUGAACGCAGCGGCACAGUUGACACCUCGCCUUGACUCGAGCUAACGAGCAGCAUGUCUGAGAAGGAGCUGGGGAAGAAGUGGGACCGGUGCCUGGCAGACGGGGCCAUCAAACUCGGCACUGGACUGGGGUUAGGAAUCGUGUUUUCUGUUCUGUUCUUUAAACGGCACACAUGGCCGAUAUCAUUCGGCUCAGGAGUGGGACUUGGCAUGGCAUAUGCCAACUGUCAGAAUGACCUCAGGUCACAUUAUGUGCUGCAAAGAAGAGAAAAGGAGCAAUAGCUGCAAGUCAACGAGGGACUGUCUUUUUUAUUGUUUUGAAUUUGUUCUUUUGGUUUUGACUGUGGGAGACCAGCCAUUUGCACUGUUUUUCAGUUAGAUUCAUAUCUCCUGUUGAUCGGUCCAUCCCGAGUAUGACCCAGUAUGAUUGUAUGUGCCUAAUCAGGACAGUCUGUGUUUAUUUAAUAAAACAAUUAUAACAACAAAAAA